Bacidia gigantensis is the source of this 552-nucleotide messenger RNA. RefSeq names its product Small subunit (SSU) processome component (gene IMP3). Gene Ontology annotation, molecular function: rRNA binding; snoRNA binding; structural constituent of ribosome. The transcript has a single exon. Bases 1 to 552 code for a protein of 183 amino acids. Gene Ontology annotation, cellular component: Mpp10 complex; small ribosomal subunit; small-subunit processome. Lineage: Eukaryota; Fungi; Ascomycota; Lecanoromycetes; Lecanorales; Ramalinaceae. The record is from RefSeq and is a predicted model, not a curated record. Gene Ontology annotation, biological process: rRNA processing.
AUGGUACGCAAACUCAAACACCACGAGCAGAAGCUCCUCCGAAAAGUCGAUUUCACGACCUACAAAUCCGAUCCUUCCCACCGCACCUCUGCCAUUCUCCGCCGCUAUCAUAUCCAGAACCCACAGGAUUAUACGCACUAUAACCGCCUCUCCGGCUCCCUCCGUCAACUUGCGCAUCUCCUCGCCCUUCUACCUCCUGACUCUCCUUUCCGCACAAAACAUGAAUCUCUCCUACUCGAGAAACUUUACUCAAUCGGCCUCUUAUCCCAGGGCACGAAGCUCUCAGAAAUAGAAAGAAAGAUGGGCGUCAGCAGAUUUGCAAGGAGGCGAUUACCGGUGGUGAUGACGCGGCUGCAAAUGGCUCCGACGGUGAAAGACGCCGUGAAGUUUGUUGAGCAGGGGCAUGUCAGGGUUGGUGUGGAGGUGGUGACGGAACCGAGCUACUGCGUGAAUAGAAAUAUGGAGGAUUUUGUUACUUGGGUGGAUUCGAGUAAGGUGAAGAGGCAUGCUUUAAGGUAUAGGGAGAAGCUCGAUGAUUUUGAUCUGCUGUGA